AUGCCGCCACCACCUUCCACCACCAUCUCCACCGCCGCCGCUGCCGUGCUUCUCACAUUCUCGAUCACCUUUGCUCAUAGCUGCUCACCUCCACCGUCUAAAGACGCCAAAGUUUCAUGCCCACCUUUCAAAUCCAUACCCCCUUUUCCUUUCUCAUUCUCACCUGGUUGUGGCCACCCAUUUUUCCAACUCCAGUGUUCAUCUUCACACGCCACCAUUUCCAUCAACAACAUCUCAUUCUCUCUACUACAGUAUGAACCAAACUCCACCUCUCUCACUCUCUCUCCUACGCCGUUGUCAGCUCCGCCACCGUUUAACCGCCACCACAACUGUUCUUCUCCCCACACGAUUUCCGCCCUCAACAGAUCUAUAACACUCAGUGGUUCACCAUUUAGAGUCUCUGAUUCUUCUUGUUCCCGCCUUUCGGCCCUUAAACCUUGCCCGCCUCCAAAUCUCCCAAACUGCAGCCGCUGCUCCUGGGAAUGUAAUCUCAUCAAGAACCCUCUUCAACUCCUCCAUGAAUGUGGCUCCUCCACGCGCCACCGAGAAGACUUUCAACCGGAAUGCCAAAGCGACGUACUUGGAGUUCUUGAAAACAUUAUGAGAAGAGGAUUUGAAGUUGAGUGGGAUGAAGACCAAGACUCGUACUUUUCUAGCUGCAAAUCCUGCAGGGCCAGCAAUGGCUUUUGUGGGUUCAAUUCGACAGACCCAAAGAAACCAUUCAUUUGUUACCCAUCUCAAACAAGAAUCAAACAGAAAAGUCUAAAUCGAAUUGCUUUAUUAUCUAUAAUUUUCUUGUUUAUGUGUUUCUUAAUUUCCAUUUCUAUUGGAACUGUGUUCUUCCGGUCAAGAAGAAAAGCACUAAUGACUGCAGAGGAAGAUCCUACAAUAAUCUUCCUCCGGCGACACCGUUCUGCUAGUCUUCUCCCACCAGUUUUCACCUAUGAAGAGCUUGAGUCCUCUACAAAUAGAUUCGACCCAAAGCGCAAAAUUGGGGAUGGAGGAUUUGGUUCAGUGUAUUUAGGGCAGCUUUAUGAUGGUAGAAUAGUCGCAGUAAAACAUCUCCACAAGCACAAUCCGGCAACAGCUGCUGGAGAAGGAUUCUCAACAAAGUCAUUUUGCAAUGAAAUCUUGAUUUUGUCCUCGAUUAACCACCCAAAUUUAGUCAAGCUUCAUGGCUAUUGCAGUGAUCCAAGAGGCCUUCUCUUGGUGUAUGAUUAUGUGCCCAAUGGCACUUUAUCUGAUCAUCUCCACGGUAAGAAGAGUUUGUACCAAAAAGGGGCCUUAAAGUUAACGUGGAAUACAAGAGUCGACAUCGCGCUGCAAACUGCCAUGGCUGUUGAAUACUUGCACUUUUCAGUGGUUCCACCGGUAGUUCAUAGAGAUAUUACUUCGUCAAACAUUUUUGUAGAGAAGGAUAUGAGAGUGAAAGUUGGGGAUUUUGGGCUUUCGAGGCUUUUAGUAUGCUCAGAAACCUCAAUGGCAUCAAACAAUUCCUCUGAAGGAGUUUGGACAGGUCCUCAAGGUACACCGGGCUAUUUAGACCCUGAUUAUUACAGAUCAUUCAGGUUGAAUGAAAAGAGUGAUAUUUACAGCUUCGGGGUGGUGCUAUUGGAGUUAAUAACGGGGAUGAAAGCGGUGGAUCAGAAUAGAGAUAAGACGGAAAUGGCUUUGGCGGACAUGGUAGUGCCAAGGAUACAAAUGGGAUUGUUGCACCAAGUUGUGGAUCCUGUACUAGUGGUGGACGGGGAGGCAAUGGAGGGAGUUGGUGCAGUGGCUGAAUUGGCAUUUCGAUGCGUCGCAGUUGAUAAAGAUGAUCGGCCGGAUGCCAGAGAGGUGGUGGCGCAGCUAAGGAGGAUUAAGGGCUGCGGUAGCGGUGGUGGCAUGUUGAGGGGUUCAAAUUCUAGUAGUGUAGUUCCUGAUGGGGCAGUGCUUAUGCAAAAACUAAGCUCGGCUCGACUCGACUCAGGACUUAAUCCAUUGUGGCGCCCACCUCGUGAGAUGGCUAGCCUGGUAUGCAUUAGCAACGUCUAUUGCACUUUGGAGGAGCGACCGCCUAAGGUUGGCCCAAGUGGCCAAGCCUACGUCGCAAUAUGUGGUAGUGAGUGCCUGUUUUCAACCCUUAGUGGGGAUAAAAGAAUCAUAGAACACAGCAAAUGA
This is a messenger RNA of Fraxinus pennsylvanica, 2160 nucleotides long. NCBI's taxonomy places the organism in Eukaryota, Viridiplantae, Streptophyta, Magnoliopsida, Lamiales, Oleaceae. The record is from the annotation of a GenBank genome assembly.